Molecule: messenger RNA, 444 nt
Organism: Acanthamoeba castellanii str. Neff
Lineage: Eukaryota; Discosea; Longamoebia; Acanthamoebidae
Product: NHL repeat-containing protein
Exons: 1
Coding region: 1-444 (147 amino acids)
Source: RefSeq, a predicted model, not a curated record
AUGGAGCCGUUCUACGAUGACAUCAUCAAGCUUGAUGGCGCAACGUUCAAGUCCCCAACUGACGUGGCUGUAGGCAGAGGAAUGAUUGUCGUCGCCGAUGAAGAGGCCGGAUGUGUGCACGUCUUCCACGAACAGAGCCUGCAGCUGCUGAGUUCAUGUGACACCGGCAGUCUUCGGAAGCCAUGCCGCCUGGCCCUCCUCUCAACCGGCCACGUUCUCGUAACCGGAGAGACAGAGGAGGGUUUCCAGGCCGUGGCGAUGUUUGCACUUGUGAAGGGACUUGAUGGAGUCCUCAAGUUUCCGAUGUGUUGCCUUUACUACGUAGAGGAGGUCGUGCUGUUCACCGGCGUGGCCGUGGACGAAGUGGAGCGGCGUGUGUAUGUGGCCACGGACGAGCGGGGUGUGUGGGUGUGGGAGGUGAGCCAUUGGCCCGAAUCCGACUAA